Pyricularia pennisetigena is the source of this 531-nucleotide messenger RNA. RefSeq lists its product as uncharacterized. The record is from RefSeq and is a predicted model, not a curated record. The transcript has a single exon. The coding region runs from base 1 to 531 and encodes 176 amino acids. NCBI's taxonomy places the organism in Eukaryota, Fungi, Ascomycota, Sordariomycetes, Magnaporthales, Pyriculariaceae.
AUGGGCCUUCUCAAACUCUUUGCUCUAGGGGCAUGGCCAGCCACGGUAUUAGCGUCUCCGGUUUUGACAUCUUUGCCAGGGCGACUAGCCAACGAAAAUCCCCCACAAGCAGAGUUCCAGAAUAAUCCUUCCACUGCGACUGCCGACAACCACUACGCCGUUCCGGAUGAGGGGACCACAGACGCGGAUCCUAACCGUAUGGCUCGCGGCUGCACUACGACGAUACGCAACAACAACAUCCCAUGCUACUGGGAUGGUACGCAGACACUUUACUCAGCAACAAAGACUUUGACGGCUCCAGUCGACUGCCACGGCUGCUUAGAUAUCCAUAUUCAACAAGACGUCUAUUUCUGCCCAGUGGAGAAGAUAUACACCACUUUUUGGGCGCCGAACCCCAGCACAGCUUGGCUCACAGUCUGCGCGACAUCUACUCAAAAGGCCAUCAACUUGCACAAGAAGGACAUUUUCACAAACGACGCCGCCUUGCCUGGCCGGACCCGAGCUCCGCAUCCGGACCCGACCAGAAUGUAA